UCAAUGGAGUGAAGACGUUUGUUGUGAGAUUUGUUUCCUAUUAUUUCGCCUUCCGUCGUUUAAUUAAUUCUGUGUGAUCAAAAUAAGUAGAUAGGAAAUAAAUCUUUUUUACUUUACACAGAGUAUAGCUCGGAUUUUUUUUCUAAGUGUCUAGAUGUAGUUUUAUUAGAAUGUUUUUCGAGCGUAUAUUGUUGUCUGUGUUCUGCCUUGGAAUAGAAGCGUUCCCCUUGGCUUUAUCUGAGGAGGUGGAGAUCAGGGAUGUAGCUGCAGACAAGGGUACAAACGUGACGGUGCCCUGUGGCAGUCUAGACGCUGUACCACUGCCUAACGUGCAGUGGGUGCACAGGGGCAAUCGGACACACCAUGAAGUUUUGAACGACGGUAGCUUACUGCUUAAAAAUAUAGGCGUAGAUGACGCAGGAUUGUACGAGUGCUCAGUGGAGAACGAGACAGCCUACGUCGAUAGAGUAAACCUCACAGUGCGGACGGAGCCGCCACCCCUGGUGAACGUGACAGUCCACGCGUCCACCAUCCUGGCCCUGAUCCUAUGGAAUGUAGCUGGUGAUGGCGGCCAUCCCAUCAUAGACUUCACCGCGCAGUACCGAUCAGCGGCCCCUGUUAAUGGGACUCUAGAGCCCUGGAGGCCUAUCAGCCCUAACCACAUCAGUCCAAACUCGCGCCAAGUAGACGUGUACCACUUAGACACGAACGCGUCCUACUGGUUCCGAGUGUGGGCGACUAAUGCCCUGGGGCCCGGUCCACCGGUGGAGGUGCUGGCCACCACACUCUACAGCGACCAGGAGGCUGAGCUGUACAAGCACUUCUUCUCUGGCGCGGAGCAGUUCGACACGCGGACGUGGGUGGCGGCGGUGUGCGUGGUGAUGGGCACGCUGGUGGUGCUGGCUGCCGGCACGUGCGCCGUGCUCUGCCGCGAGUGGCGCCGACACGACUACGUCGAAGAUCAAGACGUAAUGGAACUAGUGCCUAACAUAAUCCUGAACCCUGGCUUCAUGGAGAUGGACCCCAUCAGGCCGCGGGAGCCCCUUGCCUCCUCCAUCAUCAAGUCAACGGAGUGUCCUGGCCCCGGGAAACCGAGGCGUGUUUGAUUCUCGUCAAUACUUAACCUUAGGAUAUUCUAUCGCACCGAUUCCGGCCUAUUGUCAUGAUCGUGGGCGACACACGACAGAACCGUGGUGGUGGAUAAAAGCGUUAAUGUUUGGACUAUAACCAACCGAGAAGUGAGUUCAGUGGCCUGAACUAUUUGCUGCUGCAUACACCAGUCUUAGAGGUUAAACUUAAAAAGAUAUUUGUUUAACCUUUGAGACAUGGAAACUAAUUGCUUUGGCUCGUUCGUCAAUUUCAUUGAACCGCUUAGAGACGCUUUUAUUUCCAUCACGGAGUCUGUGCCAAAAUGUGAAUUUUGGAUGGAGAGGAGUACGUUUUUAAAUAUCAGUUGAUGACAUUAAUGCCCGCUUUCAUUAGUUAAUUGUGUAAUGAAAAAUUGCGCCAAGAUGAAAUCAAUUGAAUAACGGCUUAUAUUACUUUCAUCUGACGAUAUUUGAAAACGGCUCACAAACGCUAGGGUAAGGAUGGACAUAUCAAAGCAUGUUUCGUUUAAUUAGCCGAUCGGAGCGAUAGGGUAGCCGGGUUAAAUAGGGCUCUCGAGUUUCUCAAAAGUGGUGAACAAAUAUCUCCCUUGUAUAAUGUCCGUAGGCGCUAAUGUAUAUUUGUAAAUCUGCAUGUCAAUUAUAAAUAUAAAAAUGCUCAGUAAAAUUAUUAAAUGACAUCUGUCAAAUGUCAUCAAUGACACCUGUCAUCGAGAGAAGUUAUUUCAGUAGAUUGUUCGUUUUAAAUUUUCGUGAAAUAUUGUAUUGUAUGAAAUGCUUGUCACACUUUUGAGAAACAGUGUUGCCACUUAAAGCAAAUAAAAUGCUUGUAACUAAUCACUGAGAGAGAUCAUUUCUAGUUUUGUAAGCGUUUCGUGUUUAACCGUAGUGGUGGUUGCCAUAUACAAAUAUAAGAAUAACGUAGUGUUCGCUAUGAUAUUGUACACGUUUGUUUCUAAGAACUGAUGCUUGCAUUUACUUUUUAUACAUUUACACUUAUUCGCCGUAAGUCUGACACGGACGCUUUAUUUUAUAAUUGUAGCUUGUAGGGACGGUAACACGUAGCUGCUUGGUCCGGUUUGCCCUCUCAAUACAGAAGCAUAAUAAAGGAAAUUUGUUUUAGUAUAACGUAAAAAGAAACGACAAUACCAAAACAAGACAUCAUGUUGUUACCAACAAACCGACCAAGCAAUAAUAUUUUGUACGGCACUAGCUAUGUGUUACCAUUCUUAUAAAAUAGUCUCCAUUCUGGCAACCCCAAAAUCUGUUUGAAAACUUUUUUAGGAAACAUAUUGCUUAACGUUCAAUAUUGUUAAUGUUGCUAGCUAUAGUGAUAGAAUAUUUUUAAUUAUAUAUAUAUUUUGCUAUAUUUUAGAUGAUAUUUUUAUAACGAGGAUCUCAUGUAUUUAAGACACUUAACAUUUUAAUAUUGAAAUGUCGGUUUGUUUUCAAUUUAUUUGUGAUUUUGAACGCUGUGAUUAUUGUGUUUUCCGUAAAAUUGAGUUUUUUUGUAAUGUAAGGUAAGGGUUAAGUGUAAAUAUUUUGAUAUAUAUAUCGUACGGAGACUGGUGCAAUGGUAUUGAAUAAUAUAGUUAGUAUAUAUGUAGUGGCGUAAUAUAAGCUUACUUGUGGGAGCGCCCAGUGUAGCGUAGCUAUGGUACACUGCUUUGUUGAAAGUUUUAAUAAAUGACAAUAUGGUAGUGGUUGUAUUAUCCAUGUUAUGUCCUGCGACACUUGAAGGCAAUGAUGCGAAAGACUGGCCAGCUUUGUAAGCACCAUCGGUAUUCUUACAAUCUAGUUAAAUUUGACAGCUGUCAGAUGUGACAGCUGUCAACCAUCUGACAGCUGUCAUGGUAGAAAUUAUUAAAAAAAAACAUGUUAGUUUGUGGAAAACUUAAUAUAAAGCCAUAGUUGUCCCAAUAUUGCUUACAAAGUCUGGUUCACAGAAUCGUCGUGAUUUGUUCGUGACGUCACGGCAGUUAUAAAUUAAAAGUUGAUGUUAUAACAUUGUUGUGUAAGUGUAAAGCUGUUUAUUUUUGUAUACGGCCUGUAUACAUAUCAGGGGAGCCUUAGGAUGUACAGAGAUAUACAUAGAUAUUUAUUAAAAUAACAAAUUUUAAACUUCCUUCCGAUCUUUGUGCUUGCACGCUUAGUUAAAACUCUUUUUAAAAUGUCACUUCAAUAAAUAAAUUCAGGUAUUUAUUGGAAUUUUAUUACAAAAUCAUGAAAAUGUUUUAAAUCAAAUUGUAAGGUAUUUCAGUUAUGGUUAUAUGACAUUUAUAAUUGAAUAAUAUGUAUUAAUAUAAUAAAUUUUAUAUUGUAGCACAUAGGUUAUAUUUUAUUAUAUUUUCUCACUAAGCGUGCAAGUAAGUUUCUCUUCUUCUUAGCUCAUUGCCUUUCUGUGCUCUCACUACCUUCCUUGUCUAUUCUUGCACUAUACUAUAAAAGAAAUAUUAUAUUUGCCAAUAAAGUCUAUACCAAAUCUAUUGCGUGGUGGAUGGGAUUUGAAAACAAACAAAAAUAUGGAUUUUUAAGUUACUAUGUGUAAAUGAAAAAAACUAGGUUUUAUUGAUAGACACCUUAUAAUUUUAAUAAUACCAAAAGUAAUAGAUAUCUAACCGCCUUACUCAGAGUCAUUUGGUUACUUAACCUUAUACGGUACAAAAUCGUUACUAAGGAAUAGUUUAAGUAAUCAUUAAAUGUCUCUGAGAGCGGCAGUAAGGUCAUUAUUAUGUUCUAAAUCUAUAUGAUCCAAGGCAUACCUCUUUCAGGCCUUGCAUUGACCUUCCAAACACUGAGUAUAUAAGUAUCUGAAUAUCUUUCUCCAUGCCAAUAAUUUGCAAACAAAGUUUGUCUUUCAAAUCCAAUCCUUCGCGCUGUAACGAAUAUUCCUACGACGUUGUGGUUGCUUCAGAAGAUCUAGUGUUUAAGUGGUUGGAACUCCGCACGCAUCGUAUGGUGUUACCAAGGUCUUUGGGUUUGUCGUCUGUUAAAAAUAAUAAUAUUAUUUUGUUUUUAAAACCCAAAAUUUUGUAAUAAAGAAAUGUGUUAUUCGACUUAGAGUGUGUGUUAUACGAUUGUAGAAAAUAAAUAUGUAACACACUCUGUAUAUCUGUAUAAAUGAAUAAAUAAGCAACAACCAUUAGAAAGAAAACCGACCUCUAUUCGGAGUAAUAUACUUUUUUUCGAGAUAUUACUGGUCGUUAAUUUAGUAAAUUUCACAGUUUUUUUUUUCUUUCGAGGUCCUGAAUGACCCUUCUAGUAGGGUAAUAGCUAGACUCCUACGUGCGUACGGGGUUCCACCAGACGAUGUGUCCGUCAUACGUAUCAAUGUGCUAUCUAUGUCAAUUAUGUGACUCUCUGUCUGUUGUGUCGUGUUGCGUUCCUGUCUGCACGCCUUCACGCCUAGCAUCUACAUCGAGAUUGUGCUUGUAUUACAGUUUUAUUCAAAUUACUACGUAAAUGUUCGACGAGGUAACUUGACCAGCAUCAAGCCGUAGUAAAGGGUAGCAGCAUUAUUCCUAUUACAGUUCGAAAUGUCCAAUCUCUCAUGUGCUUCUGUCUUUUGUCUUCGGAUUUCAUUAAGAUUGAUCUGGCAAUGUCACAAAAAAAAACAAUAUCGAUGAAGGUUAUUUAACUGUUAGGAAAAUGUAUUUUCGCGGGUAAUACAAGCACAAAACCUCGAUUAUCGCAAGUGCGCACACUACUCCAUGCUCUUCCUUUCAAAUGAUAUUUAUUAACAAAUGAUUGAUAUUUUUGUAACAAAUACUGUAUUCAAUUAUUUACAACAUAGCCUUGUGUUGUGAACUUGUGAGGACUAACCGCAAACUAUAAGAAAUAAAUAUUUAUCGUCAAGUAGUGGCAAUCCUAGAACCUAUGAACCGUCCGCGUAUAGUAGAGGGCGCACAUUACAGACUAAUCGCAAUUUUAACUUUGCCUCCUGCAAAAAUCUUGCGACUAACUCUUUCUUCCUCGUCUCGUAAUGCGUAGCUCUCAUAAAAUCUAAAUGUUUUCUUCUUCUCUUUGAAAUCUCAAUGUAUUCGCCAAGAGAACGACUUUCUAACGAAUUGCUCGUGUUGCUACAUAGAAUAGCUUGUAGCAAUGUCUUGUCAUUUUUAAUAAUACCGGCCGGUGUUUGUCUGUUGUCGUUUUUGGGUUGAUGGGAAUAAAUUAUUUCUAUAAGUGUAAUCAACUAAAUAAAUACAUUUUGUUGGGUUUUUAUCAAUGAUUGCUACCAUCUUAAUUAUUUAAGUUCAUCUUCCAUAAUCUUGAAAUUCCUAUGAACGCUGUGGGUAAUCAUUUCUGGUAUUUUCUUAAACAAACAAAAAUUAUCAGUUUUUAUUUUAUUGUGUACUUUGUAUAAAAUGAUAUUAAUAUACCAUCAACUCAAGUCACCGGAGACAAACGACAUCGCCUAAUGAAUGCGUGUAGUAUAUUUAUAAUGGUUGUUAGACUAAGUGUUGUCCUAGACUAGUUGUUGAACGCUAGCGUAGAGGGCGCGAACGACGGAUUGAAGACUGCCAACCUACGGGAAAAGGUAACUCGAGUAUACAGGCAAUUGCAUCAACACACACUAAAGUAGAAAAUGUAAUGUGCUGAUGAAAUGUGAUCUUAGGAUGGAAGAUAAUGUGUGUAAAUGGUUGUGACGACGGCUUGCGUUCUGUCUGUUGAUGCAAAUGUCUAAUAGUGUGUGCGGUGUCUUAUAUUAAUGUUGAAUGUUGCGCUUCUGAUUUUUCAUUUUUUGAAAAGUCAUGGAUUCGUCGUUUUUAUACGGAUAGGUUUUUCUAAAGCUGGGUUAUUUGGUUUUGUGGGAAAGUCUGUAAUAAAUUGUUUGUAAAUUAAUGAAUCGAAGAGCCACAAGCCACUGCCAAAAGCAUGUGUUGAUACUGCAUCUUGUCUAGAGUCUGCAUUAUUUUCUUGCAUGCCAUUUUGCAUUGUGCCUACUUUAAUUAAACACAUUAUGUUUGUACAAAUUCUGUUUUUACUCGUCCAUUCUCGAUCGAACGACAGGUUCCUAAAAUCGAUCGCAAAUGGUCAUUGGUCACAACAAAGCAAUGCAUGAGUAGAAAAAAUAAAUCGAUGUCAGAUUUUUAUGUGGAUUUCAUGUUAUUCUGUCUGUUCAGUUCUGUGCACUUGUAGAUUUAAUUCUCGUACAAAAGACGUAAUAUAUGUUAUUAUAGUGAUAUAGUGCUUAUUGCGGAUUCGUAUGACUAAUUAUAUGAAUCUUCGAAUUUAUAUAACGAGUGUUUGUUAAGCUAAGGACACGAUACAAAUAUCGAAGGGACUUUUCUUGUGAUGACGCUACCGUUCAGUAAUAAGUGUCAUUUUACGUCACUAGAGGCGCUCGUGUGUUAUUAAGUCCUCUCUAGUGAUUUUAUUGACAGUGAACACUUACCAAUUAUAUGCGAAGGAUAGGGCCGUAUGGCACUUUAAACAUCACCAGUUCUAUUUCAGAAGUUAAAAAGUCGAAAAUAUAUUGAAGAAUAUUUUUUCGGUUAUAGGCAGUUAUGUGAUUGACUUUACACUAAACAUGGAUAUUUAACUUUAUACUAUGUCUAAAAAAUUUUCGUUUCUGUCCUUAGCUUAACACAAACUUGACAAUCGGCGUAUAUAUCUCGAUUUACUUUAUAUUAAAGUAAUAAUUACCUUAGGUUAAGAUUGCCUUUUAUAAAAUUAAGCACGUCCAGACGGUGAGGGCAGCGAAUCGUUUAGUUUUUCGCUAAAUAUUUAAUUCGUAAGUGAUCGUGUCAUAAUAAAUGAAUAUAAGUUGGUUAUUAUUACUUUUUUUUUAUCUAUAUAAGUUUAUCUUUUGUUAACAUUAUAUUAUUAUAGAAAAGAAAGUUUCUGUUUUUUAUAUAUAAAAAGAUUAUUUUAUUUUCCAAAGAUAUUAUUUUUUAUUCUUCUUGUAUUUAUUAAUUGUGGCAAUGUGUUACCAAAUACUGUUUGUCUAUGCGCAUUCCUAUAUAAGUCUAGCUACUCUGAUUACUGUAUAAUCCAUAGAUUUGCACACAAAGAUAUUAAUUAUUUAAAUAAUUCAUUUCAAGUAUUCGUGUUAUGUAAGUCACACAUUGUAUUAUUUAUGUAUAAAGUCUAUACUGUUAUAUUAAAGCUACAGUGUUGCUUGCAGUAAAAAUGAUAUUAGAAAUUAUUAUUACACAUUUUUUGUACUAAACUGUUUAUAUCGUUUUGAUAUUAUAUAUUUUGUUUUUCAUUAAAAAUUUGCUUUCUGUAUUUGUUAAGAGUCCAGCAAAUGAAGUUACUUGAAACUGUCUAAUUAGUUUAUGGGAUUUAUUACUUUAUUACAAAAGCAUUAAAGUGCAAUAUCGAUUCAAGUUUAAAUUUCGUGUGUCUGUAUUUUAAAAUUGCAUUUGCGUACAUAUUAAUUUGAUUGGAUUAUUAACAAAAAUUUGUUUGUAUUUGAACUUUGCUUAGUACAAAUCCCAUGAAAUGAAUUACUGUUUUAUUUAUAAAAAUAUAUAAUUGGUGAAACACAUUAUUUGUUACUACUUAAAAAAAAAAUGAUGUCGAUAUACAAAUAUCAGUGAAUCUCAUUGUAAUCCAAAAAUGUGAGUGCAAUACAAUUUUUUAUAUUAUUAUUGUUUUUCUUUUAUGAUUGUGAACGGGGAAAAUAGUUGACUUUGGCAUAUUUUUGAUUGGAACAGAAGUAUUAUUAAAAUAAUGAACUUAGAAAUAACUUCAAUAUCUAAUCUGGUAUUGUCUCCCGCGUAUGGCAAUAGUUUCACCCCUUAUUACAAGGGACUCAUCAGAUAACUGGUGUAAAGUGGACCUACUCGUAAAUUGUACUUUUAAAUGACCCAACAAAUGUUAAAUGCUAUCAAUUGUUCCUAUUUAGGCCUUUUCCUAGAAUUGCUCAGAACUUUUAUUUUACUAAUCAUCGUCACGCCUGUCUCUCAUUGGUGUAGGCAGAGACAAUAGAAUGCCAAUUGACACGAUUCUGGCAUACCAUUUAAAAAAAAGGAAUCAAAUAAACAAUUGCCUGACGAUGUUUAACAAUUCUUGGAAAUAAAAGGUUUCUGCCCUUGUAUGUGCACCUAUAUCUUCCCUUUCAGGACAUAAAAUGCAUAAUGUUAUGGUAUCAAAAAAUAAUACAAAGUCAACUAUUGAACUGUUAUAAAAAAAGUAUUAUUUAGUAAGUUUGUUCACGUUGAGUUGAUGCGAAAUGUGAUGCCCGUCGUAGAACAUAAUGAUAAGUACAUUGUUGUAGCUAAUGUUGGAGGCCAUUCCCAUUAAAACUACAUUUUACACAAAUAUAA
This is a messenger RNA of Spodoptera frugiperda (fall armyworm), 8380 nucleotides long. RefSeq lists its product as uncharacterized. The record is from RefSeq and is a predicted model, not a curated record. NCBI's taxonomy places the organism in Eukaryota, Metazoa, Arthropoda, Insecta, Lepidoptera, Noctuidae. The coding region runs from base 171 to 1106 and encodes 311 amino acids. The transcript has 7 exons. Gene Ontology annotation, molecular function: protein binding.